GUGGUCAUGCCAAUACAUAAAGCAGUUAAAUAGUAUGGCGGAAAGUACGAUUAAAAGUGGUGAUUAUUCAACUAUUCAAUGGACUUCGUUGAGUAUUACUCAUGUUGAAUAUCCUCAGGGUGAAUGGUUUGGUAAAAUUCUUGCCAUAACCAGCUUGCUUCCAUUGGUCAUAAUAAUAGCUUUUACAACAUUAAUAAUUUUUCGAAGGGAUUUACAUACAAUAUCCUACUUCCUUGGUAUUCUUCUAAAUGAAGCCAUUAAUUUUAUAUUAAAGCAUUUAAUUAAAGAAUUAAGGCCUUGUAAAGGCAGGGAGAUUCUGCAUACAGAAUAUGGAAUGCCUUCUAGUCAUUCACAAUUUAUGUGGUUUUUUUCAAUGUAUUUAUCAUUUUUUGUAUUAAUUAGAUUGCAUCAUGGUAGUAGCAGUUUUUCAUUAGAGAGCUUAUGGAAAUAUCUGGUCACUUUAGGAGGUUUUGUAGCUGCUUCUUUGGUUUCAUAUAGUAGGGUAUAUCUUCAGUAUCAUACAUCAAUGCAAGUUAUAUGUGGAGCAAUGCUUGGAGUUGUAUUUGCAGUUGUUUGGUUUACGAUAACUCAGUUUUUUUUAACUCCUUUGUAUCCUGUCAUUACAUCCUGGCCUAUUUGUGAAUUGUUAAUGAUUAGAGAUUCAACUUUGAUUCCAAAUGUUAUGUGGUUUGAAUAUACAUCACAUCGAACAGAGUCAAGGACAAGACAACGAAAAUUAGCUUCUAUGAAAGCUCAGUAAGAAAAUGAAUCAGUAAAUUCAUAUUUCUUUUAUGAGGUUGUUAGAAAGUUCAUCUUAAUUGGAAAAAUAUUAAAGUUCUGAAAUAUAAUUGCCAAUUUCUAUGGCAGCUACAUUUAUGAAAAUUCAAAAAUUCUUGUUAACUAUCACUUUAAACAAAAUAAUGGAAAAUAAUAAAAAUCUAGAUAC
Molecule: messenger RNA, 946 nt
Organism: Centruroides sculpturatus (bark scorpion)
Lineage: Eukaryota; Metazoa; Arthropoda; Arachnida; Scorpiones; Buthidae
Product: dolichyldiphosphatase 1-like
Exons: 8
Coding region: 35-760 (241 amino acids)
Biological process (GO): protein N-linked glycosylation; lipid biosynthetic process
Cellular component (GO): intracellular membrane-bounded organelle; endoplasmic reticulum membrane
Molecular function (GO): dolichyldiphosphatase activity
Source: RefSeq, a predicted model, not a curated record